AUGGAGGCGACCAAAAUAACGGCCGAAGAGAUGGUAAAAGUGGAUCAGGUUUUAGUCCUCGACCCCAAACAGGAGCUCCAUUUCAAAGGUUUAUGUAUGUUUUUGUGUGUUGUUUUGCGGCGACGAUUAGGUCCGUUCACGGAUGUGGUCACGGCUUACUUGAAGCUGACGAACCCGUCUGACCGUUGGGUGUGUUUCAACGUGAAGACAACUGCGUGGAAGCGGUACUGCGUCCGACCCAACAAAGGCCUUAUCGAGCCGUCGGGCGACACAACGAUCGCCGUUAUGUUACAACCCGUAGACGCAGACAAAUUGAACGACAAAUACAAACACAAGUUUAUGAUUCAGACAGUGUUUGCGGCCGACGGCGACGUCAAUCAGAGCGCAUUAUGGAAAGAAGCGAAUCCGGAGACGAUUAUGGAGUCGAAGUUAAAGUGUGUGUUUCACGUAACGGGUGUUGACUCGACUGUGGCCAUCAACUCUACGGCGCCGACCAAUUCGCACCAUAACAGUAAUAAUGCGAGAUUUGACAUUUGUUUAAUAAUCCCAUCUGUGUUUAAGAGAAUUGCUGAGGAAGUGGUGAUCGAAUCGGUGAACGAUGUGAAGAAAAUAAUGGACGAGAAUAAGCGGUUACGGCAAGAGUUGGUAUCGAUUCGGGCCGAGAAUUUGCAGCUAAAAGAAGAUAGACUGAAGCAUAGGGUGGGCACCCCUAUCAUACAGUACCACAUGAAUCAUAUACUACGCGAGCUUGGUGCUUUUACAUUGCACGAUAAUCCAACUAAUAUAGUAACUCAGCCAUCAGUUCCCAUACAACCGAUCGAAGGCAGUGCUGCCGACGACGAGAAAAGCUUUGAGACACCGGUAGACAUACACGAGGAGUCUGUCCGUGAGUUUCGCAAAUUGGUGGCCGAUAUCGGGCGCCGACUCACAGACUGUCAGACAAUUGCAACCAAAAAGCAUAAACUUUGGGCAAAACUCGGGGAAUGCGAACAAAUUGUGGCCACAGAUGGACAACGAGUAGACGUACAGCGGACAGAAUUGCUUAAUAUGAUUGAUAAGUCUGAAUCGCUCACUAAUUUCAUCUAA
Messenger RNA from Medioppia subpectinata, 1086 nucleotides. NCBI's taxonomy places the organism in Eukaryota, Metazoa, Arthropoda, Arachnida, Sarcoptiformes, Oppiidae. The record is from the annotation of a GenBank genome assembly.